AUGUACGUGAGCUCGCUCUUGGAGAAGGAAGCCAGCAUGUACCCAGGACCUGCCAGGGCCAACAACACCCUGCCCGUGCAGAACUUCGUGUCUGCUCCAGCCUACUCCGAGUACAUGGGAUACCACCCUGUGCCAGCCCUGGACAGCCACGGGCAGCCGGCCUGGGGCUCCCACUACGGCCCCCAGCGCGAGGACUGGAGCGCCUACGGCCCAGGCCCUUCCAGCGCCGGGCCCGCUGCCCACAUCAAUGGCUCGUCCCCUGGCCAGGGCUCCUACAGCUCUGCUGAUUACAGCUCCCUGCACCCCGCUGCUGCUGCGGCCUUACCUCCUGUAGAUACCAUUAAUGCCCAGCAAAUCUCUCCCAACAGCCAAAGGCACAGCUCUUAUGAGUGGAUGAGGAAAACGGUGCAAACCAACACUGCUGGUAAAACAAGAACAAAAGAAAAGUACCGGGUUGUUUACACAGAUCACCAGAGACUGGAAUUAGAGAAGGAAUUUCACUGCAACAGAUACAUCACAAUCAGGAGGAAGUCAGAACUCGCAGCAAACCUGGGACUCUCGGAAAGACAGGUGAAAAUCUGGUUCCAGAAUCGCCGAGCAAAAGAGAGAAAAAUGAUCAAGAAGAAAAUCUCGCAGUUUGAUGGCAGCGGGGGCUCAGCUCAGAGUGACUCUGGUUCACUCAGUCCAAAUGAACUGUCAAAUUCUCUGUUCCCACCACCACAUGGAAUAAAUGGAUUACAGCCUAAUGACAUUCAUCAAGUCAUAGUUUCAGAAUGA
Molecule: messenger RNA, 777 nt
Organism: Pyrgilauda ruficollis (rufous-necked snowfinch)
Lineage: Eukaryota; Metazoa; Chordata; Aves; Passeriformes; Passeridae
Gene: CDX4
Product: caudal type homeobox 4
Exons: 3
Coding region: 1-777 (258 amino acids)
Biological process (GO): animal organ morphogenesis; cell differentiation; embryo development
Cellular component (GO): nucleus
Molecular function (GO): RNA polymerase II transcription regulatory region sequence-specific DNA binding; DNA-binding transcription factor activity, RNA polymerase II-specific
Source: RefSeq, a predicted model, not a curated record